AUGGAGGCGGAAGAUCCGGGCCGGGCUCCGAGGCGAGGCGAGCCGAGCCGAGCAGAGCCGAGCCCCCGCCUGCGCCGAAGACAGCAGGGGUCGGAGGCCCAGCGCGACUCCCCGGCCUCGCUGCCUAGCCCCCGGCCCCCGGCGCCCCGCGGCCCCGAGCUGGACCCGCACCCGGUGCCCGAGCCCUUCUCCGUGGCCGGCCUGCUGGGCGCGCCGCCCUCCGCCGGCCCGGGCGGGGUCGCGGGCCCCCGCGCGCCCCUCGCGGUGCUCCUGUGCCGCGUGUGCCUGGAAGACAAGCCCAUCGAACCCCUGCCCUGCUGCGGGAAGGCCUUGUGCGGAGAGUGCCUCCAAGCCUACCUGAGCGCGCAGGUACAGCUUGGCCAAGUAGAAAUCAAAUGCCCCAUCACCGAGUGCUUCGAAUUCCUGGAAGAAACAACUGUUGUCUACAACCUAACAUAUGAGGACUCCAUCAAGUAUAAGUACUUCCUGGAGCUUGGUCACAUUGAUUCCAGCACGAAGCCGUGUCCUCAGUGCAAGCACUUUACAACCGUUAAGAAGAAAGGACAUAUUCCUACCCCUUCCAGAUCAGAGAGCAAAUACAAACGCCACCUGGGGGAUGAAGCCUUGGCCGCCGCAGACCUCUGGACACUCCCAACCAGGCCGAAGAUCCAGUGCCCCGCUUGCCAGUUUGUCUGGUGUUUUAAGUGCCACUCCCCUUGGCACGAAGGUGUCAGUUGCAAAGAGUACAGAAAAGGAGACAAACUGCUGCGUCACUGGGCCAGCGAAAUCGAGCACGGGCAGAGGAAUGCCCAGAAGUGUCCAAAGUGCAAGAUCCACAUCCAGAAAACCGAAGGUUGUGACCACAUGACCUGUUCCCAGUGCAACACUAAUUUUUGUUACCGGUGUGGGGAGAGAUACCGCCAGCUCCGGUUUUUUGGAGACCACACAUCAAACCUCAGUAUAUUUGGAUGCAAAUAUCGCUACCUCCCAGAGAGACCCCAUUUACGGAGACUAGUGCGAGGGUCAGUCUGUGCUGGAAAAUUGUUCAUUGCACCUCUAAUCCUGGUUUUGGGAUUAGCACUAGGGGCCAUAGCAGUUGUAAUCGGGUUAUUUGUAUUUCCCAUCUAUUGCCUUUGUAAAAAACAGAGAAAGCGGUCUCGGACUGGAAUGGACUAGCGGAGUGCAGACGACUUCACCUGAUUGGCUGCGUCCCACCCAGGAGGAGCCUCUGCCAUCCUCCGAGGCCCUUGAGGCCACAAGGCCUCUAGCUACGGUGCACUCCCACCAUGGUGUCCCACCCUUUCCUAAACCAAUUGCUGCUUUUCAAAAAUGGUCACUUUCAUAAACUACGAGUACCUAUAUCAUAGCUCUGACCUUUGUGGUUCUUGGAAGAAAAUAUUUUAAUUGAGAACCAGUCAUCCUCAGCAUUGUUCUGAGGGCGGAUCUCCUGAGGGUUGCUUGGACUGUCGUUGAGCCCUGAGCCUUCCGGCCUGUCCGUGAGACUCCGUGUGAAUGGUGACGUCCUGUCUGUCGCAACAAGUGAGGCCACUUUCCAGAAUCCACAGGUUCACUGAAAGCGCCUGUUAUUAUGAGUGGCCCAAGCAGUAGAAUUCCUUCCUCCUUCGGAUACUGUAAUUGCUAAAAAUUUCCGUGCCCAAAAGGGAGCUGAUGAAACUAAAUGAACAAGAAGACUCGUGAGUCACUGCAGUGUGUGUGUGUAGGGUUGUGAAUGUGUGUGUCUAUAAGUAUCUAUUAAAACAGAGCUCAGUUACCUUGUGCUUAUCUAUUUCUAUGCCUCUACACUGUUUUUUCACAUUUUCAUAAAACUAUUUAGAGUUUAUGGUUCCGCUGUGGGCAUAAUUUGGGGUUGUAGUAAAUUAAAGCCAAUGUAGCCAACAGGCUGUUUCAGUGGUGACCGUUGCUAUUGUAAACUGAAAAUACAGGAUGCUUUUAGGAAAUUCUCAAGUCCCAAAGAGUCAGUAUUUUCAGAUUUCUUAUAUUUUGGCAUAAAUGUUCUACUCUAUAAAUAAGUAUUUCAUAUGAGAUUAUUUAAUCUAGAGAACAAGUUUGCUCUAGCUCUAUUCCACUAUUUUUUAAAUUACCAGCUUAUAAUUAUAGAAAACUUCUCUUUAGGUCGAAGUUUUAAAUUAUUUAAUACCCCAGCCUCUUCUCUUUGUUUAUUUGUUCCCAAGUUUUUCAUGAAAAUAAAUAUUAGUCUUGAAGGAUUUUUCUUAUGUUUACUGCUCAGAUGCAUAAUAAUUUGGGGAACCUUUUUAUGGGGGGGUAAUUUAAAAACAAAAUUUUCUUUGUUCACAGAUUCAUUUAAAAUAUAAACUAUUUUUAGAGAAGGAAACCAAAAAAUUAAAAAUUAUUUUCAGGCUAUUUCCUAAGGUGUGAAUUCUUUGAAAAUAAAAGGACAAUUAAUGAAUAUUCUUUUGUUUUCAUCACCAAAGCUCAACAACUUCUAUUGGAAGAAAAAGUCCCUGAAAAGCCUAACAUUCCCAGGUAUCUCCAGUCUCAAAAUUAACUGUCUGCUUAAAAGUACAGUUAAUUUGUCAGCAACCUCAUCAGACUUGAAAUAGAUUGCAUGGUAAAACACACAUUGACGUGAGUAGGUUCAGUUGUCUUGGGCUCCAGAAUGUUAAAAUAUUGUAUCAUUUUUGUUUGCCCUUCAAGUCCCUGACAGUAACAGUUACUUGUGCACAAGCCAGCCUGCUUGCAUUCUUUCUGAAUCAUAAGACAUAGCUCCACAGCUUGUGGGCUGAGCGUGUGCUGCCGCCGGUUAGAGGAGGGCGUGGCAUCUGUGUUUCUAGGGCAUAUCAGGAGCCCGGAAGAGGCGAUGUUCCUGUUCACAAAUUCCUUUUUCUGUCCGUCCAUCUGACAGCUGUUUACUGAGGGCAUGCUGUAGGUGGCUGCUGCAGUAUUAAGCUGAAAGAAGGAAUCUCUUAUCUCAGAUACAUAUGUCUGUCAUAAAAGUGCUUAAUCUUUUGAAAUUCAUCUUUGCUGGUUUUAGGCAUCAGUUUGGUAGUGUACAAACACAAGGAAUUCUCAUGCUAGUGGAUCUGUAUAUGUAUCUCUGUAGCAUAAAGAUACCUAGACCAGUACUACAUACCAAGUAGCUGACGAUAUAUUCUGGUCAUACAUCAUCUAUUUUCUUAGGUUAUUUUGUCUGUUGUCUUUGGCCUACUCAGGGAUUUUUAUUCCUUGUCUUUGAAUAACUUAUCUUUUAGACCUAUUUUUAUAUGAUUUGGAAAAAUUUCCAAUAUACCACUUCCAAAAGCGCUGUCUGUCCCCAGUUGAAGCUGUUUGCACAAUGUGUGAGAGACAGUGCCCUGUAUUGCAUGGGAUUUUCAUUUUCCUAUUGCAUAGAUUUUAAAAAUAAAUAUAUGCAUGUUUCCCUUUAAAGGUUGCUGGAUAUUAGGCUUUUCCCUGCUGGUAAUUUAAAAGUAAUUAUUUGUGAAUUUUUUUUACUAAAUUUCAAGAUCUUUAAAAGAGAGAUGAAGAGAAAAAAGGAUUAUUUAUAUGUCAGUGCCAACUUUGAAGGUAAAACAGUAGUAACUUUUAGGAUAAAUUCUGAAAACAGAAAUUUAGAAACAGAUGUGUGCACAUUAAAUAUAUAUCUUUCUAUCCAAGGCUUGUCAGUUUUAUAUGUUUUUAUUAUAAAUUUAAUAUAUACUCCCUUAAAAAUCAAGCUACAUAUAAAUUAUGAAAUACAAACCCCUGUUUACCCUGCCUCUUAUUUUAUAGGGGUAGCCACUGUUAAUGGUUUGGUAUGUGUUCUUCCAAACAUUUUCUAAAAAUUUACAAAUAAAUGUGUGUGUUGUGUGUGCAUCACAUUUAUUAGUUUUAUACAAAUUGAAUAAUAAUAUUCUUACUUUGCUGUGACUCUUACAUUUCAUUAUAUAUUGAUAGAUACCUUUGCAUAGAGUUUAUAUAGAUUUACCUCACUCUUCUGUAAAUGACCGCGUCAUCCGCGGUAGGACUGCACUCUAACUGAUUUGCUUUCCUGUCGAGUGGACACCAAGAUGGUUUUACUUCCUUCUUACAAAGAGCCAGUGAACACCCUUUUUUCUAUCUAUUUUCACUUUGUGUGAGCACAUCUGUAAGUUUUUUAUUUGGUUUUUAUCUGAUGUUUUUAAUAAAGAACUUAAUGCGGGAAUUUUCAGGAAAUAAGAUCGUAGAAAUAAAUGUAUUUGAUAGUGAAGGAAAGACUGUACAAGAAGUGUGAAAGUUUUAAAGAAAAGCAUCUUUGGAAGGAUAACUUCCUCCCUGCUUGGUUCACCAAAUAAGUACCUUGCCAAAACAUACAUAAGAAAAUUACUCGUUUUGCAAUAAAAAUAAAAUCUCUUUCAGAUGAUGUGAGAAGGCUGAAUUGAUUUUUGGAUUGCCUGCUCCUAAAACGUGAAUCGUGCCAAAUUGACAAUCCUCGUCACAUCUUUAAAAGCGUUGUCCAAGUCAGUGCGCUCUGCACCCCACCGGGACUUGAUUGUGCCGUGCAGAGAAGCGGGAAACGGUGCGCGCACAAUUCCAGGCGCCCGCAGAAAGACUCCGUAGGCUCGGUGGGAGGACCGCAGGUGAUGGAACAGCCCUCGGCCUUCGUUCUGUCGUGAGUGUCACCCUCCCGCGGGAUGGCUGCUUACAGAGUCGGAGAGGAGAGGCCCAGCGCUGGAGCACGGGCAGCAUCCUGUUGCCACCACCUUUACCUUCCGACAGACAGGCACUGUUGGUCCUGAGAGGAGAACAGACAGUUGCGCACCUUCAGGCUAAGGCCAGGUCUGGGUUGCGCUUGCUUCGCGUGGGACGACUCCGUGGUGCUGUCAGGAUGAGCCCUGCUCUGUGGCCUCGUCACUCGCUUCCAACUCCCUCACUGACCCUGUAGCUUUCCAUCCCACCCCUGCCGUGGCACUAGUCCAGUUUGAACCUCGGCUAAACCAUCCCAAUUUCUCCCUUGUUAAACAGGCGCAGCUGUAUUGACUUUCGACUUCUAUGCUGCCUGGUGAAUUGAUAAUUAUAAAAAUGCUAGUGGUCUAAAUGAGAUUCGUUGGUGUACUUCAUUAAGUACGAACCUAAGAACAUUCGUACCAAAAGCCAUUUUAGGCUUUGUCUUCAUAGAGGCAAGCAGCAUAUAUUCCUUUAGUGUGAGCGUUCACAUUGAUAAUUUGCUUAUCCUUCUAUAUUUGUGGCUGAAAUCCAUCCCUGCAAUUGUCAUUUUCCCUGUGGUCAGCACCAUGUUUUUGUGUUGCUGUUUAUUAUAGAUACAGCCUUAAAAUUCCAUAUUGUGCUUUAAAAUACUUGUGGUAUUUAAAUACCUUAAUGACAUGCAUAAAGCAACUAAUACAUACAUGUUAACAGAAUGGAGUAGAAGUGUUACCAAAUAUGUGUUCAUCUCUUCAAAUUUGUGGAGAAUCAGUAGCUAAAAAUUUGAAACAAGUAAAACAUACCUGAAAAAAAAUGCAGCGCUUUGUAAAAUUAUAGUAAUCCUGGAAACUGGUUAUCAACAGUUUGUUUGGAGCUCAAAUAUAAUGACUAAUACUUAACAGAUGUUAUUACCUGAUAACUUAGUUGAGAUGUUUCUUUAAAAUACUAUUAAUUUCUAUUAACGUCAUUUACAUAGUUUACAAAUUUUAUAAAAAGAAAUUUCUCUGACCAGAAACAUGGGAAAUCAAGACCAUUUGAACUUAUUUUGUAUUUUUCAACUCAUUAUAAUUUAAGAUGAUGUUUUCCUUCCUAACAUGGAAACUGAGUUCCAACAUCACAUGCUAAUAUGAAUAUCUACAAUUUUUAGAUAUGCGUGUGAAAUAAUUUGAUGAAGCUGAAAUAAUUUUGUAUAGUCAUAAAAGUACAAUCUGCACAAAAUCAAGAGUUCCAAAAUUUAGGAAAUAUCCGAGAUGUGAAGUGUUGCAUUUUGUGUGCAAAAGAGCAGUACAGACAGCCCUGGAAUGGAGGAUCGAACCGAGUAUUGUGCCAAAUCCCGCCUCCCUCGCUGUUGUGGGUCUGCAAUUUGGACGUUUUCCACAUCCAGUAAACAGAGUCACAGGCUUGUGAGACUGUGGUCCUUGUCAUUAGAGGAUCAGCACAAUUUAACAUAUCUCAGGUUCCUCUACAGAAGACCAUGUGAGAAGCAUGUAAUUAUGCAUAUUAGAAGCUCUCUUCUCUUUUGGCUAAAGAUGUGACUGAGAAUAAAACAAUUUGAACUUAAAAUGCAGUGAAUUAAACAAAUACACUGCCUUUCUUUGCCACUUCCUUUUUCCUUCUAAAGUUUCAUUCAUUGCAUUUAACUCUGCAUCACUUAAAUUAUACAGACUAAUUAACAUGGGUAAUGGUUUUUGUUUUUCAAUUCUAUGCCACAUUUUUGUCACUCUGUUCCAUUGUGAAUAUUGUCUUUUGGCCUCUUCAGUGAUCCCCACACACUUCAACGUCAAGAAUCUAUUUUCAAAAUCUUAGAUUUCUGACUUGCCUUUUGCCUCUGCAGUCCCUUUUAUAGCUUGGCCAAGUGUGGAAUAAACUGUCUCAGCACCAACUGCUUCCCCUCUGAGGAAAGGAAAUCCCACAUUGAACAGACUCCCUAAUUUAACUCUGAUAGCGAGUGUAAUUUAUCUUUGUUUUGUCUGUAAAUUAAAAUGAAUCAGGAAUGCCUGCAGCACUUUUCCCUCUUCUUGGCAGAAGUUAAAGGACUCUGCUUAGCCAUCUGCCACAAAGUGAACCCAGAGGGCCCAGCAGCACUGGGGAACCAGGCUUUGGAAAUUGAUCCAUGCUUACCUUGCCAUCAAUGCUGUGUUUGCGAAUUGGCUGGGCAGGAAGCAUGCGGAUGCACAUCCAGCCUCACCAGAAGUCACUCACCCUUCAUCAGAGAUGGGUGUGCUUAUCUUACUGCUCUUUGUUUAGGUGGAAAUUCCUACAGCUUGGACUCGGUGGAUUUCUAUCAUGCAGCUUUUGCAUAUAGGAUUCAACCAUGCAUGGGUCCCUACUCUGAGCAACAUUAGACUUCUUGAUAAUCUAAAAUAGAUCACAGAGUGGACUGAUACCAGCCCUAUUCAGAGCUACCAUCUUGUCAUUUGUAAACAUUCAACUCUUUCAUUCAUGUGAUUUAGACAUAACCUACACUCAACACAGGUUUAGUGUAAAUUAAUACGUAAUACAGAGAAGUUCAAGAGAGUCACAUAUGUUAAAAGGCCCUAGAAAUUGUUAAACUAAUGUCAUGUCAGGAUCUUCUUGUGAUGCCAGUCAUCUGUUCCCUGCACAUUUGUGACAUGUUUAUCCCAAGCCUUAGCUGGGGAAAUUUCCUAGUAAUUGAGUCAAAUUAUGAAAAAUAGAUUAUUUAUUAACAUUACUUCCUCUAUAUCCAAUUUAUUGUUACUGUUUCUUUCAAGGAAAUAGUAACUAUAUUUUAUAUACGUAUCUAAAUUUUUCAAUCUUUUAAAAAUUAGCAUGCUUUAUUAAGUAAAUUCUUUUUUUUUUUUUUGGUACUGGGGAUCAAACUCGAGUUCUUGUGCUUGCAAGGCAGGCAGUGGGUAUAAGUAAAUUCUAUAUAAAGUAUCACACUCUUUUUAUUGGCUGACUACACAUCCUUUUCCUAAGGCCCUUUUUGACUUUCCAUCUGACUGCCCUCUAACAGCUAGCUUUUGUUAUGUGGCCAUACUGUUGAAUCAUUUUCAUCAUAAAUAAAAUUCUGUAUGUGUUAUAAAGAAAAUAGACUAACCUGAUAUUUCAUAUGAAAUCCGUUUACCUUGACAAAAUCGGUUACAGAUUUUUUAAUUUGAAAAAAUUGACAAUCUUACCAUUUACAAAAACAGUCAUUAACCUACAAAGUAGCAAGUUCUAUGAGAUCACAGAAAUAACUGUGGAGGGAACACAAAAAUAGCAGCAUUACAAUGUUACUACAUUAUACUAGCUUACUACUUAAUAAGGAGCCCUAAGAAUUAGUUGUUCUAUUAUAAAAAAAAAUUGAUGAGACAAUUUCAUGGAACAAAUAUAUCUAUGACAAAACUCCAGGACAGUUAUUCACAUUUUCCUUUUCAAAAAAGAUGCUAAAAAACUUGGGUCUUUAGUCUGUUAUUAUAUAUUCAGAAAUUGAAGUUCUAAGGACUAAUUGUCAUCUAUUUAAAUAUUAGAAUAUAUUUCAUUUGACAUAUUUUCACUAACAGUAUCAAAUGAAAAGAAGUUUCUUAAUUUUAAGAUGAGUAACUUUCGGGCCGGGGAUUUAGCUCAGUGGUUCCGCUGCCUGUUCUGCAAAUGCAAGGACCCAAGUUUGAUCCCCGGUACCAAAAAAAAGAAUGAGUAACUUUCAUUAGUACUCUGUCACAGAUCUUGUCCAUGUCAUUAUAUUGCAUAAAGUUUCAUGUAAAAUUCAUAGCCAUUUUCCAAUGCAUAAUAUUAUCAUGUUUAAAAUGAGCCUGGUUGAAGAGAUUUCUUUAAUUUUUAUCUUUAACUCUUCAUUAAUAAUAUUAUUCACUUUGAUAUUUAUAAAACUUUGGCAGGAACCAUUUUGAAUGUAUUUUAGGGAAGAAGCAGGUGAGAAUAAAGUGAGAAAGUUGACAAUGUUACUAUGUAAAAAUCUCUGAAAAGAAUUUGGAAAGGAUAAAACAAAUUAACCUGAGAUGAAAAUGUUGGAAAAUAAGGAGUAUUUAAAAGGCCUAAUUUCUUACAUCGUUGGAAUAAUCAACUUAUUUCCCAGUGAUUAUUUCAUGCUGUUGGUUCUAUGAAUUCUGCAUAGUAUAUACUUUUGCUCAGCACUUUAAUAUUUCUACACUAAUUACUGAAAAGAAAGGAAGAAAUUGGUGAAUAAAAGCCAGAGAAACUGGGCUUAUUCUCAUUUUCCAGUAGUACUAAUGUAUAUCCCUUAACCUUCCAUAUGGUGCUUUGUGUGAUGAGUAUAUAACAUUUAUAUGUUAUUAGUGCCUUAUUUUUUUCACUUGACUUUAUUUCUUAUCUAAUGAGCCAUAUAUAUAUUUUUUGUGAGUGUUCUUUGACCCCUCUAUUUAAGAAGUAGUAAUGAGACAGUAUUCCAUUUAGGAUGUAUAUAAGGCUGUAUUUGCUACCGUAAUCUAGUGUGUGACCUCUAGAACAGCAGGUUAGCCAAUAUAUGUUUCUUAAAUUCAUUGUUCAUUUUUAAUUUAAAGUAUGAAAAUGGAGGGCUGGGGACGUAGCUCAGUGGUUCCGCUGCCUGCCUCGCAAGCACAAGGUCCCGAGUUCGAUCCCCAGUACCAAAAAAAAAAAAGUAUGAAAAUGAAGAUCAAAUACCAGGAACUGAAAACACCGAACUUGAAAUGUAUUUUGAAACCAUGAAAAAGAAUGCCGAGUACGCUUGAAACAGGAAUCGGAAUAUUUGUCAGGGUUACCGAUCACUGUAAGACAGAAUUACUUUUCAGAAAGUAUUGAAAAUAAAAGUAAUUAUAUGAUGCUACAGAAAUUUGACCGAUUCUCUACAAUUUGCCUUUGGAAAUGUUUUAUGAGGAAUAAAUUUCCAUAUACCAGAUUAUUUGCAGGUUCAUGUUUAAUUCACUUGCACUGUGCUUUAUCAAUGCCGAGCCAUUUUGUGUAACUUUUCUCUUCUUGAUUUGAGCCUUUGGUUUUGCUUUAUGUGGAAUGCUGGUCUUGUUGUUAUCUUUAUGUACCAUAGUAUAUAAUUCAGCUUUUCCUCAUGAAUGUAUGGUGAAUGAUUAAACCGUGUGCUUAGAAAAGACAGAGACAUAAGUUGUAUAUGCAAAUAUGUGUAAAUAUUUGACCCAGAAAAAAAAAGAAUGUUCCUGCCAACAGAUAGGUCCUGCUGGACAGGACCUUGAAAGUAACAGAUUUUUUUUUUUAAACAGUGAAAUUUUAAAAAUCUUUUACCUCAAGGAUUUCCAGUGGGUAUGUGUCAGUGUACUUUAAUAAGUACUAUCUCACUUGUUGCUGGUGGUGGAAACAAGCCAAGUAUCAGAUCACACAUGUUAGGGAUAGGUCUUUCUAAGUGUGGACACCUUGCGGUACUGUGGGGUCUAAUUCUGGAGUUUCAGUAACAUACCUAUGGCCUUUGGUUGUGGUUGAGCUUUUCUUUUUUAAUUAUUUUUGAUGAGUUGUUUUGGAAUGGGAGGGGACUCUUAAUUAUGAGAUCAGAUCUCAUGGGUGAACAUAAAGACACUCACUGGUCUUGGGUGAAAACCCUAAUGGGAAUCAAACUGUCUAAUUGUCUCUGUACGCGCUGCUGUCUGAUGACCGUGGAAUGCUGUUUACCGCGUGAUGCGUGUGAUACAUUGUGCAGAGCCAUCUAGCGAUGCCUAAUAAAACUUUUUCCAAGAGAA
Messenger RNA from Heterocephalus glaber (naked mole-rat), 10280 nucleotides. NCBI's taxonomy places the organism in Eukaryota, Metazoa, Chordata, Mammalia, Rodentia, Bathyergidae. The record is from RefSeq and is a predicted model, not a curated record.